UUAACUCAAGAUGAAAAGUUGUCCCUUUUCUGUGUAGAACCUCCUUGUUUUCUGGAAGGUUGCAAAUCUGCAGAAACCUUCAGCACAGACGACAACAGAAGGACCAGUAGUUGAAAAUUUUAUACAAACAAUGAUCAAUUUACAAGAUGUUGUUGAAGAAGGAAAGAACAAGGUAUCAGUUUUCUGCUCCCGUUGCCCCUCAAAAAUUCUCAACUCGAAAUCCGCCUCUUACAAAUCAAUUCAGAUGAGUCUACCCUAUCUACACAAAAAGGGCGAUAACGAGUCGCAGGCCGAAGAGCUCACAGACUUCUGGGAAGUGUUGGACAUGUACACAUUUGAAAACAUGGGCUUUUCAAACACGAUGGACGACAAGAAGUACCUCAUAUGCGCUGACUGCGAGAUGGGACCCCUCGGAUGGCACGAUCUGACAACAAAAGUGAACUACGUCGCCCUCUCAAGGGUCAAGCACAAUGAGGACGUUGCCAAAAAAUAAAAAAUAAAUAAAAUUACAGGCACCGAUAUAUUUUUCAAAAAAAGGUGUAUCACUAUUAAAUUUUAAGGGUUUUUUUUUUAAUGUUAUUUUCACUAUUGUAUUUUUAAAAAAAUUCAAUUUUUUCAAGCUUUUGAAAAAGACUUAAUGCAUUAAAAAAAAAGCUAUAUUUUCAAGCACAC
This is a messenger RNA of Cimex lectularius (bed bug), 672 nucleotides long. It is a transcript of the gene strat, whose product is annotated as guanine nucleotide exchange factor MSS4 homolog. Gene Ontology annotation, biological process: small GTPase-mediated signal transduction; post-Golgi vesicle-mediated transport. Gene Ontology annotation, cellular component: cytosol; membrane. Gene Ontology annotation, molecular function: zinc ion binding; guanyl-nucleotide exchange factor activity. The transcript is spliced from 3 exons. Bases 131 to 493 code for a protein of 120 amino acids. The record is from RefSeq and is a predicted model, not a curated record. NCBI's taxonomy places the organism in Eukaryota, Metazoa, Arthropoda, Insecta, Hemiptera, Cimicidae.